This is a messenger RNA of Aspergillus mulundensis, 840 nucleotides long. RefSeq names its product TIM-barrel enzyme family protein. Bases 1 to 840 code for a protein of 279 amino acids. The transcript is spliced from 2 exons. Gene Ontology annotation, molecular function: catalytic activity. Lineage: Eukaryota; Fungi; Ascomycota; Eurotiomycetes; Eurotiales; Aspergillaceae. The record is from RefSeq and is a predicted model, not a curated record.
AUGUCACCACCAACCUCCCGCCCCGAGAUCCUCGCCCGCCUCCGCGCCCAGAUCAAAGACGGCAAGCCGAUCGUUGGCGCCGGGGCCGGCAUCGGCCUCUCCGCCAAAUCCGUCGAAUCCGGCGGCGGCGACCUAAUCAUAAUCUACAACAGCGGGCGCUUCCGCAUGGCCGGGCACGGCAGCCUCGCAGGUCUAAUGCCCUACAGCAACGCCAACGAGGUCGUCGUGGAAAUGGCCUCUGAGGUCCUCCCCGUCGUAAACCACACGCCCGUGAUCGCCGGAGUCUGCGGCACAGACCCAUUCAAGGACAUCCCGCGGUUUCUGAAACAGCUGCAGGACUUGGGAUUCGCGGGCGUGCAGAAUUUCCCGACGGUCGGGUUGAUCGAUGGGCAGUUCCGUGCGAAUCUCGAGGAGACGGGGAUGGGGUACGGCAAGGAAGUUGAGAUGAUUAAUGCCGCGCAUGAGCUUGAUAUGCUUACGACGCCGUAUGUGUUUAACGUGCAGGAGGCGGAGGCCAUGGCGAAAGCUGGCGCGGAUGUGCUUGUUGCGCAUAUGGGCUUGACGACCUCUGGCACGAUCGGGGCGAAGACGGGCAAGACGCUUGAGCAGUGUGUGGACGAGAUUCAGAAGAUUCGGGAUGCGGCGGUCAAGAUUAACCCUGAGGUUAUCCUGCUGUGUCAUGGAGGCCCGAUUGCGGCGCCGGAAGAUGCAAAGUUUGUGCUUGAGCGGGUUAGCGGGCUGCAUGGGUUCUUUGGCGCGAGCUCGAUGGAGAGGUUGCCGGUUGAAGUUGCGAUUAAGGAUACGACGAGCGAGUUUAAGAAGAUUGCGUUGAAGAAGUAG